Molecule: messenger RNA, 780 nt
Organism: Haemonchus placei
Lineage: Eukaryota; Metazoa; Nematoda; Chromadorea; Rhabditida; Trichostrongylidae
Source: the annotation of a GenBank genome assembly
AUGGCUACCGCGCAAGCAGAAGAACAGAGAAGAGAAACGAUUGAAGCACCCACUGCUACAGCUCAACCAGCAGACGCAUCCGUGGCUACGGCUCAACCAGCAGACGCAUCCAUGGCUACGGCACAACCAGUAGAACAGAGAAGAGAAACGAUUGAAGCACUCACUGCUACAGCUCAACCAGCAGACGCGUCCCUGGCUACGGCUCAACCAGCGGACGCUUCUAUCGCUACGGCACAGUUGGCAGAUCAGAACAGAAAUGCGAAUGAAGCACCUAUAGCUACAGCGCAAGCAGCAGUUCCAUCUAUAGCGACGGCGCAGUUAGCAGGCCAGAACAGAGAUGCAAAUGAAGCAUCUGUGGCUACGGCUCAACCAGUAGAGCAGAGAAGAGAAACUACUGAAGCACCUGUGGCUACGAUGCAACCAGCAGACGCAUCUGUGGCAGCUGCGCAGCUAGCAGAUCAGAGCAGAGGUGCGAAGGAAGCAUCUGCGACAUUAGCGCAACCAGCAGAGCAGAGAAGGGAAACGAUUGAAGUAUCUACAGCAAUACCGCAACCAGCAGACGCACCCAUGGCUACGGCGCAGUUACCAGAUCAGAAGAGAGAUACAUACGCUGCACAGCAAGCAGACCAGAAGAUGGAACCAUCAGGCCCUAGGCAAACUAUGGCUGAGGAGACAGCGGCAACAGUGAAAGCGCUGGACGAUACUCCAUCGAAGGUAAGUUAUUCAAUGUUCAAAUCGCUUUUUAUAGUACUACUCUCACGCACUGAUAGGGGAACAUGA